AUGUCGGCCAACACAACUGCCUCGCAACACAAUGGCAUGGAUUUUCCCAAGGAUAAUGAUACUGCAGAUAAGAAGAUUCAAGUAAAUACGACUCCACCUCUCCCAGUGAGAAAACAUCAGUCUAUCACUGGAAAUACCAAAACACUCCAUAGAUUUGGCCAAUUCCCUCGAGAAAUACAGAUCAAGAUCUUCAAACUCGCACUUCCUGAUCCGCGCAUCGUCCAUCUCGGACUCGAAGUGAUAUUUUCGAAGCCUGAGGAUGGAAUCACCUGGUUCCAUGCGAGAGUAAAUAAAACCAGGGCACCAGGCCUGUUAUCUUUACUUGAAACAUGCAUAACAUCAAAUGCCUCAGUUUAUUCUGGAGAUGGAUUUACUAAGAUCCAAAUUCAGCUUUUGAAUAGUCACCCGCACACGGCCAACAAGCAGCAUCUUAGCCCGAACGAAAAUUUCUGCUACAAGGACUGGGGCGAUAUGGUUCUCAACGAUACUUAUAAGCGAUUCUCAGAAGACAUCCUUAUGGUAAAUUAUAGUCGUUUUGACCUUUUAUAUCGUCUUGGCGAAUCGCUCGAUCUCAAGAGGCUUACCCAUAUUGCUGUGAGUUGGUUUGGAUAUUUAUCCGUCAGCACGCCUUGGACCAGUGGCAAAAUUACCAAGCUAUUGAACGAUACUUAUUCGCAAUGCCCAUGUCUCAAGAGGCUCAGUGUUCUUGGCUCGCGUAUUUGCGACGAGAAAGCACCUCCUGUUACCCGACUUCUUAACAUUGAUAAAGACUUGCUCAAGCUAGACCUCGAAGAUACAGACGGGCGUCAAGUUCCGUCUGAGGAGGCGGAUGAUAGGUAUCAAGUGUUGAAGAAAAUACUGAAAGCGCGAUAUCUUUUCGACAGACAUUUUGAAUCAUAUCGCAAAAAAACAGAAGAAGGAAACAAAAAUGCUAUCGAAUACUGGAACAAAGUCGAGGUAGUCAAUGUUUUUCAAUGCUGGCCUGAUGGAACUCAGUAUGAUUCAACUCUCUACAUUCCAGAGAUUGACUCCAUUGUGCGCAGCAACGAUGAUGGAUUCUUGGCAACCUUACCAGAAAGUACGCCAGAUAAGGUGAUAAAGCUAAGGGAUACCCUCAGAUUAGUAGAGCUCGGAGAUGGGCAAUGAUCAAACGAGCUACAGCAGGAAUUCCUUGGGUUUGAAUCAAGGCACAGUUUGAUGGAUUAUCAAGGAAUUGCAUUUAGGUAUAAUGGGGUUACGAUAUCUUUUCAUAGAGAAAUCAAUUGUACGCAAGUAAAGCAAUACCAAGCGGUCAGAUUUAUCUAGCAAAUUAAUGUAGAGUGACCCAUCGUGAUUUAUAUGACUAGUGGUGGAGGGGAGAGGGUAUGCAUAACCCACUGCAAGACCUUUUGAUGCUAUCUACUCCCU
This is a messenger RNA of Botrytis byssoidea, 1407 nucleotides long. RefSeq lists its product as uncharacterized. NCBI's taxonomy places the organism in Eukaryota, Fungi, Ascomycota, Leotiomycetes, Helotiales, Sclerotiniaceae. The transcript has 2 exons. The record is from RefSeq and is a predicted model, not a curated record. Bases 1 to 1146 code for a protein of 381 amino acids.